Gasterosteus aculeatus aculeatus (three-spined stickleback) is the source of this 5637-nucleotide messenger RNA. It is a transcript of the gene alpk2, whose product is annotated as alpha-kinase 2. The record is from RefSeq and is a predicted model, not a curated record. Lineage: Eukaryota; Metazoa; Chordata; Actinopteri; Perciformes; Gasterosteidae. Gene Ontology annotation, molecular function: ATP binding; protein serine/threonine kinase activity. Gene Ontology annotation, biological process: protein phosphorylation.
GACUUUGUACUUGUGGGGGACUGCAGUUAAAAAUAGACUCAUACCCCGAGACCUCCGGCUCAAGCCCGAGCUCAUACUCGAGUCCCGCAUCACGCGUCCGCGUCCUCGACCACGGGGCUCUGACACGGGUAAUGAAUCUGAGGAUCGAAGGAUGUAGUUGCGCCAAUGAGAGGAUGUCAAACUGAGGAUUCCGCCUCACGCUUUUAAACCGUCCCACAGGAAACAUGCUGUCUGCGUCGGACACCGGAGCAGAAUCAGAGCUCUCGGAGCCCAGAGACGAAUCCACUGAGCCUUCAUCAAACGUCUGCGAAUGCCUCGCUCAGGAGAGAAGCACCGAAUUGGACCGUUUGAAGCCUUCAUCAUCAUCCAGCUGUUGGUCCAUGUGUUCCCAGCCUGCACCAAAGGACGAUGAUUUCAGGGUGUGCCGGUGUUUCGGCUCAUCGGAACCUGCGUUCCCUCGUUUACCUCACUUCUCUCGUGACCUUAUUUCAGCUGUAUCUGAGUCUUUUUCCGAGUUACGCCAUAAUCGAAACACAGCGGCCUCCUCUUCUCUCACACAAGGAGGUGUUACACCUCAACCUUUUGGGGCCAUGUCAUCUGCUUCGCAGGGUUUGAUGGAGCCAUUUGUCACUGAGCCUCUUUCCAGCUCUGAACACAGUCCAGAACCGUAUCUAUUGAGUUCGUUUUCACCUCAGUCCGACAGCUUGGAGCGUCAUUCAGCUACAGCGCCUCUUCCAGAACUUUACAUCUCUGAAAGUGAGACGCAGGACUUCAUCCUGAGCCCUCACCAAGAUCCCCGGGAAUUUCAAUGGCCCGAAUACCACCAGUGGGAAGCGGGGGGGCGAAACGCCGACUGCCAUACACAUCAUUUCCCGAUGCGCGAUUCAGACAACGAGGUGACGCGAUGUCGUCUCGGCUCCAGACGAGAGGAACGAGCCACGCUGGACUGUGAGUCAGACGCGAGAGCACCUGCUGCGGCAGCCUGUGCGGAAGCCUUGGUGCCGGUAAAUGACGAGAGGCCAGGGAAUGCACAGACCACUGACUUGACCCCCCAACCACAGCAAAGCCCCAGCCCCGUCGAGCUGUGGCUGGAUGCAUGCCAGUAUCUGGCAGGUGAGGAUACGGAGGACCUGAACGUUUUGGACAAGGCGAGGUAUUCCGUGAUCCAAGGAGGCCUCGCCAGGGACUCGUCUUUCCCCCCGGGGGACACAAAGGUGUCAGGUUACAACCUUGACGAUAGCGAGGGGAUUGGCUGGUCCAGCGAUGACACCAUAUGUUGGGGGCCACCGGUUGAGAGGUGGUCAUCCGUGGACAGCUGGGCCAGCGCACUCUCAGACUGGAGCGGGAUUAUCGCGGCUCCGCCGGAGGACUUCGCGGCUGCCUUCACAGAGAUAGGGGCAGAGAUAGAUGCUCUGACACAGGCGCUAGCUGAGGUAAACACUCAUUUAGAAACAGACCCCCCCAAAGAAGACAAGGGUCAAGGGCCAGCAUACAGGGCGCAAUCACAGCCACCCAUGGGCCUCCAGGAUCAGCAUUUAGAGGCGCAAAACCCGACCGAGAGCUCCAUCCUCUCUGGGCAGAGCUGUCGCUCCUCGUGCCCGGAGGCUGCAGGACCCGAGCUCGGAGACAGAGAGAGAUGUCAGAGCGUCGAAUCGUUGUGCGAUUCGACAGCCGGCGCCCAGGACGAAAAGGAGGCGGAAGAAAUCCAGAACAUCCGGGUUGAGCGCUCGGCGCACCGGCGCUCUUCCGCCGGGUCAUCCUGGGAGACCGUGGCCGCUCCCGGAGGAGGCGGCGCAGAGGUGAUCCCUGGAUCCACUCCUUCCGCUGAUCUGAACCCUCCUCGAUUUGGCGAGCCAGACCGUUUCUUCAACAACAAAGUAGUUUCCAUCCUACUGAAUAUAGUAGAAGAUACCGAUUUGGAGGGACGAGAUACACCUGGAGAUCUGAUGAUUGAGAAGCCCUUUGGAGAUGAAGUGUGUGAAGUGACAGACAAUCACAGUGUCUCCCGGCCGCGCUGGUCGACUGAGCGGGAAGUCGAAAGGAGCCGCGGGCCAGCUGAGGUUGAUCGGGAAGGAACUCUUCGUUUUCACGCCACGCGCGCUUCGGCAAACUCACACGUGCCAGGUGAGCACGCGGGAGCUGGCUCGCGUACCAAUGUUGGCACACGCGCGCCGCCUGACACUUUACCAGACCUUGACGAAGGGCGUCAGGUGGAGCCACGAUGGGCAAGUCCUAAGUUCAUAAUGCCCUUAGCCCCGCUCGGUAUCUCGGCCCUGGCACCCCACGUCUGUCGGACAAGCAGAAGUUUGGAAGGAGAUCAAACUAGUGCAAAAAGGUCCCUCAAUGACAACAGGGACCCCAGUUGUGACCGCACACAGGCCUGCGCUCACAGGCCGACCUCGGAGGGGAUCGCUGAUAUAAAAUCUUCGAAUGGUGAUGAGUUGAGUCAUGAAAAGGGAACUAAAAUAAAGUAUACUGAGAAGUCUUCAAAAAAGGGACAAGUGGACUUGAUCCCGACAUGUAAAACAACAACUGAGGAGAUCCACGAGCUCAGCGGAAGACUAUUAGACCUGGCUGAUGCCCCCGCAGAUCAGUUCUUUGUCUCACAGAAGAAGCGCGUUGCAUUCAUCACUUUAGAUUUGAAUGACCCAUUUGUCUCCAGGGCUGCAAAACCCAUCGCCAAAGGCACACAGUCCGACUUGAAUCAGACGAAAGCUGAGAAGAUGCCACGCAAAACACACAAAACUACCUCGGAGAGCAAAGCACGCUCUAAAAAGGACAAAACAGCUGGUCAUUAUCACGGAACACAAGCUUGCAAGAAACAGGAGGCUUUAUCUCAUCAUGUUUCCGCCCAGCAGGUCUGUAAACAGCAAGAAACUCAUCCUCUCACCGGGGAAAACCACACUGGCGAGAAUAAUCAAGUUGGGCUGCUGGAUAUGGAGGCCAAAUUGGUGAUUGACGCUGGUUCGACAACUGAGAAGGCUCCGAGCAAACCACAUGGCAAGAAGAAGAAGAAAAACACUGGGCUGAAUGGUGUCGGGGAGCCACUGGUGGAGGUGGAGAACGGAGCGAAACCAAAGACAGCGAAAGGGAGGAUUGAAAUGUUUGAGGCCAAGCUGGGUGCGAAAGCUGUGAAAGCUCCAAAGGACGGCGAUCACUCAGAGGAGAAAAUGUCACAGCAACCAGAAGCCAAAGCUAGAGCUUCCCAGGGAGAAAAACCUCAACAUCACGCAGAUCACAAAGACCACCAGCCGAAGAAAUUCACCAGUCCGCCGAACGACGAUAUUAUCAAAAGACGACGGCUGUCAGAAGACAAGUUUGGGAAAUUAUCCAAGCCGGACGUUUCUACACAGACAAAGGGAGAGGAGCCCAAGGUGAACACGGGGGCAACUCGCAGGAAGGCGUUUGGUGACGUGGUCAAACCGAAAAUCCCCCCAAAGGAAGACCCCAAGGUGGUGCAGCCCAUUCAGACGGCUCCGGUGAGCGGGGACCCCCGGAGCCUGUGCCUGUGGUGUCAGCUUACGGCCGCCUCCUACCAAUGCACCGUCACCUGGAGCAGGGGGGGCGCUGUCCUGUCUGAGAGCAAGAGAAGUGCAGGGGAUGACAGCAGAGUGUCGCUGACCAUCUCCAAUGCUUCUCACAAAGACUUGGGCAAGUACCAGUGUCAGCUCACCAGUUCACACGGAUCGGUGACCCUGGACUACCUGCUCACAUACGAAGUUCUCUGUGAGAUUGUUGUUCCUCCCUCUCCGAACACAAUCGUAUCAGCCCCCGUAGAAGACGGGAGCGAAGAAGAAGACGUUCACUGUUCCAAGUUGAUUUUUAGGGAGGAUUUUCUAUCCAACCAACACUUUGGCGAGAACCAACACGCCAGCAUAAUCACAGAGAAGGUCCAUUUUGGGGAGGGAAUGCACCGGCGGGCUUUCCGGACCAAGAUGCAGUCAGGUCAGAUACCGCUGUUCCUACCCGGACACCCCUGUGUGCUGAAGGUACACAAUGCUAUCAGCUACGGGACAAAGAACAACGAUGAGCUCAUUCAGAAGAACUUCAGCUUGGCCGUAGAGGAGUGUCACGUCCAGAACACAGCGAGAGAGUACAUCAAGGGGUACACGACCGCGGCCCGGACCGUUGAAGCCUUCGGAGAGGUCCCGGAGAUCAUUCCCAUUUACCUGGUCCACCGUCCUUCCAAUGACAUCCCGUAUGCUACGCUGGAGGAGGAGCUGGUCGGAGACUUUGUCAAGUACUCGGUGAAGGACGGGAAAGAGGUCAACUUGAAGAGACGCGACUCGGAGGCGGGACAGAAAUGUUGUGCUUUCCAGCACUGGGUGUAUCACAAGACGGAGGGCAACCUGCUGGUUACUGACAUGCAAGGAGUGGGAAUGAGGCUUACUGAUGUGGGAAUAGCCACCUGUAAGAAGGGAUACAAGGGCUUCAAAGGAAACUGUGCCACCUCCUUCAUUGACCAGUUCAAAGCGCUGCACCAGUGCAACGCGUUCUGUGAGCUCCUGGGCCUCAAAUCCCUGCAGCCCAAACCCAAAAAGCCAGUUUCUGCUCCAAAACCCAAACCACAACCUUCUGCUGCGGCCAAGAAGAAAACAUCUGGGCCAUCGGUGAAGGGCAAGUCAUGAGAGGACGAUCCGGGAUUACGGGCGUUUAUUUUUUAUUGAGGGUCUUCUGUGAUUUUCUUUCCUCUCGUUGAACCUCGUCGCGCAGAGUUUGGUAACUGCAGAAGGACGGACGAGGACGAGGAAAAAUGUAUUUGACCUCCAGGAAACGCGAUGGUUGACUCACUGUCGCUUCGUAGGAGGAUUAUUUUUCAUUUCAUGUUUGACAUUUGAGAGAUUUAUUUUAUUUCACUGAGAUAUUCGAGAGGAUACUUUAUUUUAAUAGUUUUUGGCAAACUGUGACACAAUUAAGAAACACUUGAAAGUGAUGAUGUUGAUGCCGAGUUGGAGGAGUUUGAUGUCUUAGCGAUUGCAUUAUUGAUGAGGCGGCAGAUUUUUUUUUUCUACUUUGGUGAUGUUUUCAAACAAUUAGUUCAUUAAAUUAAUGAACUUGUUAACUAAUUGAUUAGCGUAAAUGUCUGUGAUAAAAUAACCACAGUAGAAUGUGCUGUAUUGGAUUCGGGGUGAGCAGGUCACUCUUGUGUUUGACCUCUGAGGCGAUGAAGGUUAUUUAUUUAUUGUUCCACUAUUAUGACCUUUGUUCAUUUAGUAAAUGCUACCGAUUCAGAACAAGCUCAUAUUUAUAUUCUGUAGACAACACAAAGACAUUUUGUUCACGUAAAAACUUGUGCAAAGUAUGAAACUGAAUGUAUUCACUAAAAGAUGUGAGAUUUAUUGAUUUAUCAUCAUGUUGUCUGGUGCAAUACCGCCUGUAAAUAUUUAUUUCAAAGAUCCAUACUGUCCUGGUUCAGCUCGAGCUAAGAGAGAGACAUGCAAGACUAAAGACAAACCUGACACGUUAAAUCCACACAUGAUCCCACAAACAUACCAGCAAUACAUCUUUACGUAAUAACCAUCUCUGUGUGUCUUUGCUUUUUAAAUUCCUGACCCAAAGUGCUGUCAAUGCUCCCAGGUUCUAGCGUGUAAGCGGAACAUAGUAGAUCUUUGUUAUUAAAGAGCUAUUGGUUAUAAA